ACAUGUAAGCUGUAUCUAUCAGGUUGACAACAAUUGUUCUAACAAGAGGCCACCACCACAGAAAUUGGCGUUACCACCUCCUUUCUCUUCCGACCAGCCAAACUUAUUACACACAUGUACAUAAACUACACCUCUACUUUCACUUAACAAACGUGCCCACCACCACUUCAAAGCCCAUAUAAAAUAAAAUCUCUUUCCUUUAUUAUUCUCUCCAGAUCUCAUCUCUCUCAUGGCCAACCCUCUCUUUAUUCUCUUCUUCUUCAGUUUCCUCACAAACCCCUCUCUCUCUCAGCUUGAUGACUUCAGUUUCAGUGGAUUCAAGCAUGUAAGCAACAAUAUGAGCUUGUCUGGGAUAUCCCAAAUUCAAAAUAAUGGGAUUCUUAGGCUUACAAAUCAUACAUCAAGGCUUCAAGGCCAUGCCUUUUACCCAAACCCCAUCAAAUUCAAGAACUCAAGGACUGGAAAGAUGGUGUCUUUUUCUACUGCUUUUGCUUUUGCUAUUGUUCCUGAGUAUACAAAGCUUGGUGGGCAUGGCUUGGCUUUCACAGUGGCUGCUGAUAAAGAGCUCAAUGGGUCUUUACCAAGUCAGUAUUUAGGCCUGCUUAAUGCUAAUGAUAAUGGGAAUUUUUCUAAUCAUGUUUUUGCAGUGGAGUUUGAUACAGUUCAAGAUUUUGAGUUUCAUGAUAUUAAUGAUAAUCACAUUGGUGUUGAUAUUAAUAGUUUGGUUUCCAAUGUUUCUGUGAAUGCUAGUUGUUUUAAUAAUGGGGGUUCUGUAAAAGAGGAGCUUUAUCUUAAGAGUGGGAAGACAAUUCAAGCUUGGAUUGAUUAUGAUUCCGGGAGAAAUGAAUUGAAUGUUACUCUGUCUUUGACUUCUGUGAAGCCCAAGUUUGCAGUUUUGUCAUAUAAUGUGGACUUGUCUCCAAUUUUUCGAGAUUAUAUGUAUAUAGGCUUUUCUUCAUCAACUGGUUUGCUUGCGAGUUCUCAUUAUGUUUUUGGGUGGAGUUUUAAGAUUAAUGGGGAGGCCAAGUCCCUUGAUCUUUCUGCUCUUCCCUCUUUACCGGGUCCGAAAAAGAAUCACACCGCGUUGAUUGUAGGUGUUUCUGUAUCUGCUGUGGCUUUAGUUGUUCUUGCAGGUGUUUUGGCUUUGUAUCUUGUUCAUAAGAUCAAAAACAUGGACGUGAUUGAAGAUUGGGAGCUUGAUGUUGGGCCACAUAGGUUUUCUUAUAAGGAACUAAAAAAAGCAACUAAGGGGUUUAGAGACAAAGGGCUACUCGGGUUUGGUGGUUUUGGUAGGGUGUACAAAGGAACCCUGCCGAAUUCAGGAACCCUUGUGGCGGUUAAGCAAAUAUCUCAUGAAUCAAAACAGGGAUUAAGAGAGUUUGCAUCAGAGAUUGCUAGUAUUGGCCGUUUAAGGCACAGAAAUUUGGUUCAGUUGUUAGGUUGGUGUCGAAAGAAAGGGGAUUUAUUACUUGUUUAUGAUUACAUGCCUAAUGGUAGCUUAGAUAGAUACAUUUAUGAUGAACCCAAGAUGAUUCUUACUUGGGAACAGAGGUUUAAGAUCAUCAAAGGAGUAGCUUCUGGACUGCUAUAUUUGCACGAAGAAUGGGAACAGGCUGUGAUCCAUAGAGAUGUUAAAGCAGCAAAUGUGCUGUUAGAUGCAGAGUUAAAUGGUCGUUUAGGUGAUUUUGGACUGGCCAAGCUUUAUGAGCAUGGCGCAAAUCCAUCUACAACAAGAGUGGUGGGCACAUUAGGUUAUCUGGCACCAGAGCUUACACGCACAGGGAAGCCUACUACUAGCUCGGAUGUUUUUGCAUUUGGGGCCCUAUUGCUGGAAGUGGCCUGUGGAAGGAGGCCUAUUGAACCGAAAGCACUGCCUGAGGAACUUAUUUUAGUAGAUUGGGUGUGGGAUAGGUGGAAAGAAGGGGGUAUUCUAGACGUGGUGGACUCCAGAUUAGGAGGUGUAUAUGAUGAGGUAGAGGCUAUCAUGGUUCUAAAGCUUGGGUUGAUGUGCUCUAAUAACUCUCCCAUGACACGGCCUACUAUGAGGCAGGUAGUGAUGUUCUUGGAGGGAGAGGUGGCGUUACCUACCGUGUUGGCGCCUCUAGAUGAGUAUGAUAGCAGAAAAGAUAUUUCAUUUCAGUUUGAAGAUUAUGUUCAUUCAUACGCAGCAUCUUCUUAUUUUGAGAAGGUGAGCUCAUGGUCAUCCAUUGGUGAUGGGAGUGGUGAUGUCGAUGUUGAAGCUGGUUCAACUUCGUCCCUCUGUGGCAAGGGGGACAGCAGAUAGGCGAUAGCCAUAGAUAAUACCUUGGUGCAGCUUUUUAGUAUCAGGUUUAGCAGUUUUUGUUUCUUUUUAUCUUACAUAUAAUGUCGAUGUAAUACCUACAUCAGAUUCAUAGCAAUGUAAAUUAAGUAGGUAAUCAAGGUUACCAGAGAAUGGGAUGAUGCUAGUUUUGUGUACAGUUGUUUAGGAUAUAGAAUGUAAUACUGCAAUAUCAAAUGAUUAGUGGAUUUAUGAUUAUUAAAGGAGUCAA
Molecule: messenger RNA, 2531 nt
Organism: Daucus carota subsp. sativus
Lineage: Eukaryota; Viridiplantae; Streptophyta; Magnoliopsida; Apiales; Apiaceae
Product: L-type lectin-domain containing receptor kinase S.4-like
Exons: 1
Coding region: 230-2284 (684 amino acids)
Biological process (GO): protein phosphorylation
Cellular component (GO): plasma membrane
Molecular function (GO): ATP binding; protein kinase activity; carbohydrate binding
Source: RefSeq, a predicted model, not a curated record